Molecule: messenger RNA, 1941 nt
Organism: Guillardia theta CCMP2712
Lineage: Eukaryota; Cryptophyceae; Pyrenomonadales; Geminigeraceae
Exons: 16
Coding region: 1-1941 (646 amino acids)
Source: RefSeq, a predicted model, not a curated record
AUGCACAACAAUUCAAGCACGAGCUCUGGUGAAGAACGGCAGGUCUAUGACGAUACUGCAAGCUGUAUUGCCGUAUCGUCUCAGCGUGAAGAUGGUCAUGAACACGAUAUACAGCUUUCUUCGACAGCUGCCAGCACACAAUGGUUUUCUAGCAUGCGAUCACGAAGCGUCUGCGUGCUAGCAGUAGCCCUUGUUGCUCUUGUUCUCUCGUUCCACGUGUCCUCUAAGACUGACUCCCGUCCUUCUGCGCUCUCCUCUGUCAUUCUCUUCCUGUCGCCCAAGAUCGCUCGGGACCUUGAGUUGGCAAAGAGAUCCUCGGAGUCCAACGAGGGGGUGAGGAGGAGGAUCGAUGACGAGGUGAGGAACAGCGAGGAAUGGGGGAAGCGGAAGCUGAGGGACAUGGUGGCGAGACUGUUCAGGGCGAUCACUGCCAUGGACGAGAAAGUGAGUAGACAGCACGACUCGCUGAAGCAGGAGCUCGACACUGUGCGGGCACAAGGGUACACGAAGAAGGAGGUCCAAAACCUGAUUCAAAGCACUCAGAAGGAGGUGGAAGGAAGGAUCAUGGACGCUUCGAAGGAGCUCAACACGGUUAUAUCAGGGGAGAACAACAUCAGGAACAUCAUCAACGGGCAGGAGAGCCUCGACGACAAGCAGCACUCGCACGUGCUGACGGAGGUUGAAAGGAUGGAGGCCAAGGAGAAGCUCUUGGGAGAGGAGAUGGCGGGCAUCAAGGACCGGGAGAGGAAGUGGAUGAUCAAGAAGAGCGACGGAGCUGCGGAGCUUUCGGCAACCGAGGGAUCAGCAGCAAGCAAAGAAAUGCUGCUGAUCCUUACAGGGCUCGGAGUACAGGAGAAGCUUGACGGCUGGUGCAAUACGGAGUCCAAGUGUGAGAUCAAGACAGAAAAGGACGUGAAGCUGCUGGCCAGGUUCGCUGCUGGCAGUGACGACAGCACGUUCAAGUGGAGAUGUUAUGCUCCGUCAAGCCUCACGCCUGAUCUGGGCUCGUAUUCUAAGGGCAAGGAUUACUGCACCAAGGAUAAGGAGCUGCAGGCACAAAUGGAGCAGGCUCUCAAAGCUGUCAGCGCGAGGGAUGUGCAGGAGCAAAACCUUCCUGCGGUGGUCGACCGUCUGCAGAAGAAAUCUUCGAUGCUGGAGCAGAAGCAGAAAUCUUUCGCCGGGAAGCUGAAGAUCGUAGGGGAGGAUCUGAACUUCUUCGAGACCAAGUCCUCCAAGCUCAAGGAGGAGGAGAAACAAUCGACGACGAGCCUGGACCUCAACAAUCAUGCCAUCGCCACCAUCGACAGGAGCGUGGAGGCGCUCAGAGGCAAACUUGCUCAGCUCCAAGCCCAGCUGAAGUCAACAAGCAGCAAUCUCAAAGAGGAAGAAAAGAACAACAAGAAGCAAACGAUCAGCCUCUUGUCCUCACGGGUCAAGAAAGUUUUCAACUCAGCAGAGAAGGACCUCUCGCGCGUUCGGCUCAGCGUCGACCAACUCCAGCAGCAUCUGCUCAACUCAACUCAAUCGCUGGAGCGCAAGAUCGACAAGAUACAGCAAGGAGGCAAACCAAGCGAGAUCCUCUUGAAGCUGUUCCCGCACGGAGCAGGAAAGUUCUCCGUCUCCGGCAUGCAGGUGGAGGAAGCGACUUCGUUGAAGGACACGGCCGCUGCUCCUCCUCCCUCUCAACCUGAUCAUCAGCCUCAUCCACCUGCCACAGCUCGAGCAGCGUCUGCUGCUGCUGCUGCUGUUCAUCCUUCCUCUCCCCGUCGAGCGUCAUACAAUGGAAGCAAGCGCGAUGCUGAGAAGCCUCACUCGGUUGUGCAGCAUGCUGCUGUCAAGCAGGAGCCCAAGGCUUCAACUUACCACCGUCCCAAGGGCUGUCUUAUUCAUCUCUCCGGGGUUGUCCAUGGACUGGAGGCUGGGAAUAGUAUCGAGUGUUGA